GGGGCGGGCGGGGCCGGAGCGGCGGGAGCGGGGCCGGGGCCGAGCCCAGUCCCAGGCCUAGGCCCGAUCCCAGGCCCGAGCCCAGCCCCGAGCCUCCACGGCCCUUCCCGCACGGACACCGCAGGUGAGCGGGGCGGGGGGCGGCGGCGAGGCGGAGACCGGUGGUCACAGCGUCGGGCGGGCCCGGGGCUCCCCGGUGUCCCCGUUAUGUCCCGUGUGCGGCACAGAACGCAGUCCCCGGGUGCGGGCUGCCCGGGCUGGUGCCGCGCUGGGACGCCUCUCUGGGAGGGGCACGCAUCUUGGCUGUUCCAGGUGACGCGAGAAGGAAAAAUCGGGGAAAAUAAGGCAGUGUUUGGGAAGAGCGCCUUUCGGCAGGAGACCCGCGGCGACCGGCGGCAGUUACCGUUCCGCACUUCUCAAAGGCUUUGCAUGACUUAAUUUCCCCGUGCUGAGUAUUCCGGGGGUAACUGUGAGUGAGCUCCCUGUUGUGACUCCAUCCAAGGACACUCGGGGGGAUUCCUGGGAUGUCCCGGGCACGGCGAGGAGCUGCCCGGCAGAGACAGGGAUGGCAGGAAGCAAAAAGCAGCAAACGCGUCCCUGUUUGAGGAUGGACUUUCUCAGUCGGCCGAGUUCCACUUGAUCCCUCCUCAAAAGAUCAUGGAUUUCCCAGGGCACUUUGAACAGGUCUUCCAGCAGCUCAACUACCAGAGGCUGCACGGGCAGCUGUGCGACUGCGUCAUCGUGGUGGGCAACCGGCACUUCAAGGCGCACCGCUCGGUGCUGGCCGCCUGCAGCACGCACUUCCGCGCGCUCUUCACCGUGGCCGAGGGUGACCAGACCAUGAACAUGAUCCAGCUGGACAGCGAGGUGGUGACGGCCGAGGCCUUCGCCGCGCUCAUCGACAUGAUGUACACCUCCACGCUGAUGCUGGGCGAGAGCAACGUGAUGGACGUGCUGCUGGCCGCCUCCCACCUGCACCUCAACUCGGUGGUGAAGGCCUGCAAGCACUACCUGACCACGCGGACGCUGCCGCUGUCGCCGCCCAGCGAGCGCGCGCAGGAGCAGAGCGCGCGGCUGCAGCGCUCCUUCAUGCUGCAGCAGCUGGGGCUCAGCAUCGUCAGCUCGGCGCUGGGCUCCUCGCAGGGCGCCGAGGAGCCGCCCGGCGCCAUGGGCGCGGCGCUGCGCGGCGGGCUGGAGCAGCGCGCCGCCUUCCCCAUGCGCCGCCUGCACAAGCGCAAGCAGUCCUCCGAGGAGCGCGCCCGCCAGCGCAUCCGGCCCGCCAUGGACGAGCCCGUGGCCGACGUGGCUGCCGAGAGCGGGCAGCCCGUGGUGCACUCGAGGGAGGAUUUCUUCUCUCCCGACUCGCUGAAGAUCGUGGACAACCCCAAGGCCGACACGGUUGCCGAUAACCAGGAGGACAACACGAUCAUGUUUGACCAGUCUUUCGGUGCUCAGGAGGAUGCUCAAGUGCCCAGCCAGUCAGACAACGGCGGGGGGAACAUCUCCCAGAUGUCCAUGGCGUCCCAGGCCACGCAGGUGGAAACCAGCUUCGACCAGGAGGCUGCUGCUGAGAAGAGCAACUUCCCGUGUGAAAAUCCGGAGGUCAGCCUCAAUGAGAAGGAGCACAUGAGGGUGGUGGUGAAGUCUGAGCCGCUGAGCUCCCCGGAGCCUCAGGAUGAGGUGAGCGAUGUCACCUCCCAGGCGGAGGGCAGCGAGUCGGUGGAGGUGGAAGGAGGAGUGGUGAGUGCAGAGAAGAUAGAGCUGAGUCCCGAGAGCAGUGACCGCAGCUUCUCGGACCCUCAGUCCAGCACCGACAGGGUGGGAGACAUCCACAUCAUGGACGUGUCCAACAACCUGGAGCACAAGUCUUCUUUCAGCAUUUCAAAUUUUUUGAAUAAAAGCAGGGGAGGUGGCUUUGGCACCAGCCAAAACAACGACGACAACAUUCCCAACACCACCAGUGACUGCAGGAUGGACAGCGACGCCCCUUACCUGAUGAGCCCGGAGUCGGGGCCCGCCGGUGGCCACUCCUCUGCCGCCGUCUCGCACGUGGAGAACCCGUUCAGUGAGCCCGCGGACUCCCACUUUGUGAGGCCCAUGCAGGAUGUGAUGGGCCUGCCCUGCGUGCAGACCUCCGGCUACCGAGCAGCGGAGCAGUUCGGCAUGGAUUUCCCCCGCUCAGGCCUGGGCUUGCACUCGCUGUCUCGGGCCAUGAUGGGCUCUGUGAGAGGCGGAGCUGGUGGCUUUCCUGGCUACCGCCGCAUCGCCCCCAAAAUGCCCGUGGUGACCUCUGUGCGGGGCUCGCAGCUGCAGGAGAGCUCCUCGGGCUCGCAGCUGAUGAUGAACGGGAGCACGUCCUUCGAGGGCGGGCACCUGUCGCAGCCGGGCCCGCCGCAGCUGACGCGCGCCUCGGCCGACGUGCUGUCCAAGUGCAAGAAGGCUCUGUCGGAGCACAACGUGCUGGUGGUGGAGGGCGCGCGCAAGUACGCCUGCAAGAUCUGCUGCAAGACCUUCCUGACGCUGACGGACUGCAAGAAGCACAUCCGCGUGCACACGGGGGAGAAGCCCUACGCCUGCCUCAAGUGCGGCAAGCGCUUCAGCCAGUCCAGCCACCUCUACAAACACUCUAAGACCACCUGCCUCAGGUGGCAGAGCAGCAACCUGCCCAGCAGUUUGCUGUGAGCUGCCGGCCCGGCGCGGAGGAGCCCCGCCGCCGGCGGGGACGGGCGGGCGCACACCGGCGUGCCACGGUGCCAAACACAGUCUUGGCUCUGCCAUUGGGGAUAUCCGGUACCUACCUCGCGGGUGUCGCCGCCAGAGCCGCGCGGCGGGAUGGGGAUGAGACCCCACGGGUGGGGAUGAGACCCCACGGGCGGGGAUGAGACCCCAUGGGUGGGGAUGAGACCCCACUGUGGGGAUGAGACCCCACGGGUGGGGAUGAGACCCCACGGAUGGGGAUGAGACCCCACGGCGGGAUGGGGAUGAGACCCCACUGUGGGGGCGGGGAUGUGACCCCACGGCGAAGAGCCCCUUUGCAGGGCAGAGGGGUGACAGCACGGGGGUCUCCUGAAAUAGCACGGUUUGAGAACAGCGAACUGACGUGCGUGUUUCUUUUUUUUUUCUUUUUCCUUCUCUCUAAAGCAUUUUGUAACAGUGAAAGCAUUUAAAUGAUUACUGUAACAUGAGUUGCUGCAUUACGUGAGGAUGGUGGUGCAGAGCCCUUACCUUUAAAAGAGAAAAACGGCUUAGGCUGCACCUGUCUGACAUAAUGCUUUAAAAUAUGCUAAUUAUGACAAUAGUUCUAGGAUUAUGAAUGUAUGUUUGGCUGUUUUGUAGUAAAGGACACUGUGUAAUCAAGGUGCUUAAAUUAAAUCCCAGACAAGUAACUUCUGGACUGCCAGGUGUACAUAUAACUUUAAUACAGCAAGAUCUGGAUAUUUGGCUGGUUUUUUUUCCUGUAGAAACGAGUAUUAAGUGGUAAGUGAAGUACUGUCUGUUGUUUGUGCUAUUCCUAGCAGUAUUUUAACCAGUUUGUAUCUCCUAUGUUACAAUUCUAUAUAUGCAGAAGUUUGAGCAGAGCUUGUCUUUGUCUGUCGUUUUGAAGGAGAGGGAAUCUGUGCUGGCUUUUUUGGCCACGGAAGGCAAGCAGCAUCUGGCUGCUGCCAGAUGCCCACAGUGCAUCUGGUCCCCGUUAUGGCGUGAGCAUGUUGUCUUUUCCUCUUAUCUCCAGGCUUUAAUUUCCUGCCCGGCACGCUGGGCGACUUCCCUUGGCAGCUGUGCAUCUGUCCUUGGAGCACGUGGCUGCUAGGUCAGGAGCAGUCCUGCUUUGCCAUAUUGCACAGAGUCACAGGCUGUGCUCAGCUGGAAGGGAGCCCUCGGGAUCACUGUCCAGCUCCUGGCCUUGCCGAGGAUACCCCAACAAUCCCAUCUUGUGCCUGACACUUCUUCACCUCAGGCAGCCUUGGGGUUGUGACCCCAUCCCUGGGGAUCUUGUUCAGUGCCAGACCACCCCUCUGGGUGAAAAGCCUUUCUGGUAGCCAACCUAAACCUCCCCUGACUCGCCUUCAGCCGUUCUCUCACGUCCUGUCACUGGUCACCAGAGUGAGGAGGUCUGUACCUGCCCCUCUGCUGCUCCUCAGGAGGAUGAUGAGGAGGAUGAAGACCCCGGUGAGGUCUGACCUCAGUGCCCUCUCCUCCAGGCUGAGCAAACCAAGUGCCCUCAGCUGCUCCUCGUAAAGCUUCCUCUCCACUGCCCUCAGCAAGCCCACGGCCUCCUUUGGACAGGCUCUGACAGCUGAAUGUCUGCAUGAUGGUGCUCACACUGCCCCAGCACCUGAGGGGAGGCUGCCCCAGAGCAGAGCAGAGCAGAGCAGGACCCCCUCCUCACCCUGCUGCUGACACCCCCAGGACAUGACUGGCCCUCCUGGCUGCCAGGGCACGGCUGGCUCACAUUCUGUAAAAUGUCCUUGUCAAAUCCACUUAAGCUAGUGUCAUAAAAGUACUUUCCCCCUUACGUUUAAAAAAAGCUAAUGUGAAAUUAAUUUUAAAGAAAUGGCACUGUACACACACAGCAGAAAGUGGUCUUUUUCCACAAAAGUCAUGUAAAAUGACUUUUUAAUUUCCUCUUCUUUGGCGCCACCGUCACUUAACACUGCCUGCAGUCUCCUUUCUUCCUUGUCAAAGGUGCACACGAACUGGGCUCAGCAUUCUUGAGUUUUAAAAUAAACUUUCAGAGCAUUUGUGCUGAUGGAGACCCAGGGGCUGGGUCCAGGCUGCAGCAUGUCCUGCUCAGGUGAGACAGAGGACUCCCUGCACCUGCCCUGUCAGCCUGUCUUGCACCUUGACCAUCUGAGGAGUGCAGAAACACAGGAGAGGUUGGAUUAAUUCCUUUAAAGUGUUAAUAUUUUGUUAUAGGGUUUACUUAAUGAUCAUAUAUCUGGCUCUUGAUUUUUUUUUUCUUUUUUUUAAGCAUUAAAGUAACACUUUUUUAAAGCAGUGGGAUAUGCUGUGUUUUGUUUUAAAUAAUCUCAGUACUGGGGACUAACAGCAUUGAGCUGCAUAAACACUCUCCCAAACAUCAGUAAAAUGCAGUAUUUUGUACUUUAAUAUUUUCUUGUGUUGCUUUAUUAAGUAACACUUUCAUCUUUGUUGCAUUUCUAGUGUUUUGCAUUUCAAAAACAAGGCUUUUUUUUCCUGUUGUGUUUCCUGUAGCACAUCCACAUUUUUGAAUUGUUGCAAUGUUUUGGAAUAAAGCAUCUCUUUGUGCAGUGAGACUAACUUAACUAGGAACUAAUACGAGCAGAUAAACACUUGACUGCACUCUUGCAGUGUUUUUAUCAGAAUUUUAGCGUGGAAUAUCAGUGCAGGAGGACUUCUGUAUUCUUUCUUUGUGAAGAAGUUUGGCAGUGCAGCUUUAAAUUCCAUGGUCGGUUGGUGUGAGCCCUGGGGCCUGCAGCUGCCUCUGCAGCUUCCUGAGUCUUCCUGAACAAAGCAAUAAAUUCCUGGGAAUAGCACGAAUGAACACCUGGGGCCUGAGCUGCCUGCUCCAGUGAAGGGUGUCCCACCCCACAGCCUGGAGAGCCUGUGCUGAGCUGAGCUCAGAGGGGAGCCUUGCACUGGGGUCUCGCGGGGAGCUGUGGGGCUGUCUGUUCCGAAGCACCUGGAAAUAAACCCUGCAUCUGCUGUG
Pyrgilauda ruficollis (rufous-necked snowfinch) is the source of this 5686-nucleotide messenger RNA. RefSeq names its product zinc finger and BTB domain containing 5 (gene ZBTB5). The transcript has 2 exons. Gene Ontology annotation, biological process: regulation of transcription by RNA polymerase II. Gene Ontology annotation, cellular component: nucleus. The record is from RefSeq and is a predicted model, not a curated record. The coding region runs from base 658 to 2682 and encodes 674 amino acids. Gene Ontology annotation, molecular function: RNA polymerase II cis-regulatory region sequence-specific DNA binding; DNA-binding transcription factor activity, RNA polymerase II-specific; protein binding. Lineage: Eukaryota; Metazoa; Chordata; Aves; Passeriformes; Passeridae.